ACGUCAUCCAUUCUGUUUCCCACGCGGACCAAAAGACAGACAACACAGUCAGAAAGGAAACCCCAUAGACAGUAAAAGGGAAACCCGAAACCAAAGCUUUUGCUUCAUAAAUCUGUUGAGCUCCGUGGCAAAGACCACAAUAGAAAAAGAUGUCUAAAGGAACCGUGGUCUUAGCAUACAGUGGAGGACUGGACACAUCUUGUAUCCUUGUGUGGCUCAAGGAGCAAGGCUAUGAUGUAAUCGCUUACUUGGCCAACAUUGGGCAGGACGAGGACUUUGAGGCUGCACAGAAGAAAGCUGAGAGUCUAGGGGCAAAAAAGGUGUUCAUUGAGGAUGUGCGAGCUGAGUUUGUGGAGGAGUUCAUCUGGCCAUCAGUCCAAGCCAACGCCAUUUACGAGGACCGCUACCUGCUGGGCACCUCUGUGGCGCGGCCCUGCAUCGCCCGCAGGCAGGUGCAGAUAGCUCGCCAGGAGGGGGCCCAGUACGUCUCCCAUGGGGCCACAGGGAAGGGAAAUGACCAAAUUCGCUUUGAGCUGACCUGCUAUGCUCUCUACCCUGAGGUUAAAAUCAUUGCUCCCUGGAGGAUCCCAGAAUUCUACACCCGUUUCAAGGGUAGGAAGGACCUGAUGGAAUAUGCUGAGAAACAUGGCAUCCCAGUGCCUGUCACUCCAAAGGCGCCAUGGAGCAUGGACGCUAACCUCAUGCACAUCAGCUACGAGUCCGGUAUCCUGGAGAACCCAAAGAGCCACGCUCCAUCUGAUCUCUACCUAAUGACCAAGAACCCAGAAGACACUCCCAACUCCCCAGAUCUGAUCGAACUCGAGUUCAGAAAAGGUGUGCCAGUCAAGGUGUCCCAUCUGAAGGAUGGCAAAUCCAAGGACACUCCCCUCGAGAUCUUCACCUACCUCAACGAGAUCGGUGGAAGGCAUGGUGUCGGCAGAAUCGAUAUCGUUGAGAACCGCUUCAUCGGAAUGAAGUCCAGAGGUAUUUAUGAGACCCCUGGAGGCACCAUCCUGUACCACGCUCACCUGGACAUCGAGGCCUUCACCAUGGACCGAGAGGUGCGCCGCAUCAAGCAGAGCCUGGGCAUCCGCUUCUCCGAGCUCCUCUACAACGGGUUCUGGUAUAGCCCGGAGUGUGAUUUUGUGCGCCACUGCAUCGACAAGUCUCAAGAGAUGGUGGAGGGCAAAGUGCAGAUGUCUGUCUUCAAGGGCCAGGUCUACAUCCUGGGCAGGGAGUCGCCCAAGUCUCUUUACAAUGAAGAGCUAGUGAGCAUGGAUGUGCAAGGUGACUAUGAUCCCUGCGACGCCUCUGGGUUCAUUAAGAUCAAUGCUGUCAGGCUCCGGGAGCACCAUCGUUUGCAGGGUGACAUGGCCUCAAAGAAGUGAGGCCGGCUCAGAAUCAGUCCUCCUUUCUUAAUCCCAAACAACACCUCACAUGUGCCUAGUAGAUGGAAAGGGACAGUUCUGCCAAACUAAUUCUGCCAAUCAGUUGCUGAAUGCUAGCGUGGUCAAAACCCCACAGCAUGGCAUUGGUAGGUUGAAUGGUUUGGUUGAAUUCCCGCCAAGUGUCCUGUUCUUCUAGUCAGCUUUGUGUCGGUUGUAGUGCUAGUGUUGUAAUUGGAUCUCUACAAAUGAAUUAGAAGAGAUGUUUUGUUUGUUCAAUUAAAUAAGUCGACCAUUUGAA
Molecule: messenger RNA, 1686 nt
Organism: Alosa alosa (allis shad)
Lineage: Eukaryota; Metazoa; Chordata; Actinopteri; Clupeiformes; Clupeidae
Gene: ass1
Product: argininosuccinate synthase 1
Exons: 15
Coding region: 150-1388 (412 amino acids)
Biological process (GO): L-arginine biosynthetic process; urea cycle
Cellular component (GO): cytoplasm
Molecular function (GO): argininosuccinate synthase activity; ATP binding
Source: RefSeq, a predicted model, not a curated record